AUGGCUUUUUCAAUAACUAGGCUUCACAUAUCCCCACAAAGCAUAGAUCAUUUUAGUUUCGAAGAACACCAAAGAAUUAGAUCAUCACUUGGAAGGGGUUUUUUGAGGUCUGGAUUUGGGGUACACAAGAAAAGUUAUGGGUUGUGUGUGCAGCAGUGCAGGUCUUUUAAGACUAAGGAUGAUGGGGGAGUGGAGGAGAAACAGAAGGAGAAGUAUGAAAUUUUGAAGGAAAACCACAGCAAGUUGAAGAAGGGAAGUGGGUUUUGGAGUUCUUUGAAAAAGGCAGUUUCUGGGGUUGGUAGUUUGGGUUCUCAGUCAGACGAGGAGCAUAGUAUGGCAGUUGCUAAAUUGGAGGAGGUGUUUUCUUUGGCUGCCCUCCAAAUUGGAAGAUAUAUAGUGACCAUGAUGAGCACUGGAGUAGUACUUGCAGUUGGUUUUCAGUUGUCAGGUGGAGACAGUCAGAUGAACACUCUGAUUUGGUAUAGCUGGCUUGGAGGGAUUAUUAUUGGAACUAUGAUAGGUGCUAACAUGGUUUUAGAUGAACACUGUCGAGCUGGUCCACGUAAUGUUGUCAUAACUGGAAGUACAAGGGGCCUGGGAAAAGCUCUUGCUCGAGAAUUUCUUCUUUCUGGCGAUCAUGUCGUCGUUGCUUCACGCAGCCCUGAGUCUGUAGAUAAGACAAUUAGAGAGCUUGAGGAGAAUCUCCAGGAAGGAAUGAUCAGUAGUUCAACCAGGACAAGGUUGGCACAUGCAAAAGUGGUCGGCAUGGCUUGUGAUGUUUGUGAACCUUCUGACGUGCAGAAAUUAGCAAAUUUUGCUGUCAAUGAAUUUGGUUCUAUUGAUAUAUGGAUAAACAAUGCUGGCGCAAAUAAAGGUUUCAGACCCUUGUUGCAGUUUACUGAUGAAGAUAUUAAACAGAUUGUGUCAACAAAUUUGGUUGGAUCUAUUCUGUGCACUCAAGAAGCCAUGCGAGUGAUGAUGAACCAGCCCAAGGGCGGACACAUUUUCAACAUGGAUGGUGCAGGUUCUGGGGGAUCUAGUACCCCUCUCACAGCUGUCUAUGGGUCAACAAAGUGUGGUCUUAGGCAGCUUCAAGCAUCACUUUUGAAGGAGUGUAAGCGGUCUAAAGUUGGAGUACAUACAGCAUCUCCAGGAAUGGUUCUUACAGAGUUGCUCUUGAGUGGCUCAACACUUAAGAACAAACAAAUGUUUAAUAUCAUCUGUGAGCUUCCAGAAACAGUUGCAAGAACUUUAGUUCCAAGGAUGAGGGUUGUGAAGGGUACAGGGAAGGCCAUCAAUUACUUGACCCCUCCUAGGAUAUUACUUGCUUUGGUCACUGCAUGGUUGAGACGAGGUCGCUGGUUUGAUGACCAGGGAAGGGCACUGUAUGCAGCAGAGGCAGAUCGACUCCGUAACUGGGCUGAAAACCGUGCUCGGUUUUCCUUUACAGAUGCAAUGGAGAUGUACACCGAAAAUACUUGGCACAGGCAGCACAUUUCCUGGGACCUGAUUCCUUGCAUUCCAUAUGAAGCAUCAGCAGUCAGCACUGCACUCAUCUCAAUGAUCUCAGUGGAGGAGCCUACCAAAGCUUUCGCAGCUCGAAGAGGAAACGUGAAGCAUGAGCCAAGAUGA
This is a messenger RNA of Dovyalis caffra, 1632 nucleotides long. The record is from the annotation of a GenBank genome assembly. NCBI's taxonomy places the organism in Eukaryota, Viridiplantae, Streptophyta, Magnoliopsida, Malpighiales, Salicaceae.